Arachis duranensis is the source of this 420-nucleotide messenger RNA. RefSeq lists its product as uncharacterized. Bases 1 to 420 code for a protein of 139 amino acids. The transcript is spliced from 3 exons. The record is from RefSeq and is a predicted model, not a curated record. NCBI's taxonomy places the organism in Eukaryota, Viridiplantae, Streptophyta, Magnoliopsida, Fabales, Fabaceae.
AUGGUUGAUGAAAGGUGGGUGUUUGCUAUCAAAAGACAUCCUGAUGGCUCUAUUUUAAAGUAUAAAGUCAAGCUUGUUGCCAAAGGCUUCCACCAGGUUGAAGGGGUUGAUUUUGAUCAGUUACCACAUUGGCUAGGAGUUAAAAGGAUACUUAGAUACCUUGCUGGCACUAUUGAUCAUCGGAUUGUUUUCCGACCAUGUACUGACUUAAGGAUCUUUGCCUUUGCAGACUCAGACUGGGGCAGUGAUGUUGAUGAUCGAUGCUCUACCUCUGGUUCGUGUGUCUUUCUAGGAUCUAACAUUGUAGCUUGGUCUAGUAGGAAGCAGCGGUCUGUGAGUCGAUCUAGUGUUGAGGCAGAAUUUUGGAGCAUUGCAGCUGUAGAAACUGAUAUUAGAUGGCUUCAAAAUCUUCUAUCUUAA